UGUACCUGUCGACGCGGGAUCGCGUCAAGCCAUGUCAGGUAAUCGCCCUCACAGGAAAGCCAAUCCCCGGACCUGCUUCCCCUCCGGGGAUCAGCACCAAUCAGCAUGCAGCGACGGCUAGGCCUGUCGCCGAGAACUACACCCGGCCCCCAUGCUGCUAAUAAUCGAAACGCACGGGUCGCAAAGGACAAGAUCAAGCACCGUCGUGUCGGCAUGGACCGUAACUUGGGGAGAGCGGGCUCCAGGACACCGGGGGACAAGGACGGCAGUGGCGGCAACAGCAACGACAAGAAUAUCGUGCAGUCUGGCGAUGAGACGGACAUCCCGUCACCGCUGUCCUCGCGAGCUUCUUCUUCGGCGGAGAUGGACCAGGACACCAUCGCCACCACCAGCGCCAACAGCAGCAGCAUCGGGAUGACGAGCUGGACCGUCAGAUCCACGAUGCCCCGCAAAAAUCUCACCGCCUCCCGCAAGAAACGGCCCGUUGCCACCGCGCCCGCGUGCAGACAGCUCGCCGCCGCAACCUCGAAGCAGAUCAGGCAGUCUGCAUGGGCGAUGAAGCCCACCGAGUCCCACCGGCAGGCCGCGGAGCGACGGACGCCUGCGGCAAAGGUGUACCCUAGGGCGAAAGCGGCAGCGGAAGCACCUUCGAAGACGACGUCAAUUGUCAAGUCAACGUCAUCGAGGCCUAAGGGUACCCCUAAGUCGAAGAGGGUGGUCGAAGGAGGCGACGGGGGCAGUGGGAGAAGCCCCGGCAGGAAGCGUGAGACACCCGGGGUCUCCGCCUCCCGCCACAUGGCCUGGGAGCGUCAACUCAGGGCAUCGACGACAGCAGGGGCCAGCAAUCCCGACCGUACGAAGGACGCGGCGGGUCGCCGGGGACGGCAGAAGGCCGACAAGAAUGGCGGUGGCGAGCGGGACGGCCGGCCAUCCCUCGGCACCUGGGAGAAGACCAUCGUCCGACUGGAGAUCUUGAAGAAGAUUACAGGAAAGGGCGAUGAAGAGCUGGAGUGGCUCUGCUCGGCAAAAAAGGGGGACGGGAUCCAGAAGAGCGAGACCCGGAGAGAUUGUGCGGAGACGGACUACCACCGCGUCCUGUUCCAAGAGUCCAUGUUGCAGGCGGGCAUGGAGAUCCUCAAGGACCGCCGGCUGGAGGUGUCCCUCAAGACCCUCGCCAAGAUGGGAGGAGACCUCGAACGCCUGACCAAGCUUCACGAGCAGCUUGCAGAGGAGGAGGCGUCCCUCACGACCGUCAAUGCUGAGGACAAGGUCGACGGGGACGAGGCCACCAUGCACGAGGCAGAGUCAGCGGCGGCGCCGGCGGCAGUGAUGGCCUCGCUGCAACGAGACCGCCUCGGGCUGGCCAGGGUCGAUGCCGAGGCCGAGCUUCGCCGAGUGUUGGAGGGCAUCUCGGGUGCACAGGAGAAGGUCCUCCUUGUGGGACACGGCCUCAAGGAGGAGGUUGCGGGCGGGACGAGGAAGGUCUUCGGGGAGUGCAAGAGCGCGCUGGAGACAGCCAUCGGUAGGCUGCUGCUGCAGGCGUGGCAGCACGUGGCGGACGAGGAGAGGGCAUGGUUCGACCGCGAGGCCGCGGCCAACGAGCAGGCGCUGCGACGCAUGCGCUCGCUGAUGCCGGUGGGCGUGACCGGGCUCACGCUGUCCGAGUUGGAGCAGCGCGCCAUCGACGCGGGCUCUCUUUACCCGAGGGAGCUGUCCGCGAGACUGAAGAUGCCAGUGGGCGUGACCGGUCUGACGCUGUCCCAGCUAAAGCGAGCCAUUGACGCGGGCUCUCUGUACCCGAAGGACUUGUCCCAAUGA
Molecule: messenger RNA, 1818 nt
Organism: Ectocarpus sp. CCAP 1310/34
Lineage: Eukaryota; Phaeophyceae; Ectocarpales; Ectocarpaceae
Source: the annotation of a GenBank genome assembly